This is a messenger RNA of Dreissena polymorpha, 3887 nucleotides long. RefSeq lists its product as uncharacterized. Gene Ontology annotation, molecular function: hydrolase activity, acting on ester bonds. The record is from RefSeq and is a predicted model, not a curated record. The transcript is spliced from 5 exons. Lineage: Eukaryota; Metazoa; Mollusca; Bivalvia; Myida; Dreissenidae. Bases 421 to 2961 code for a protein of 846 amino acids.
UUUACUGGUGUGUAACCGGAACAGUACGGCAGAGACUAAUCGAUUGACCGGAAACGAAUGCAGAUAAUCAGUAGUCAUACUGUAGCCUUACAUCUGGACGGACGUCUACUUUUGUAUCUGUGUUCAUCUUGUGUAUUUGUGUCUCCAAACCUGUCCUGAGGGAUCUUGGAACAGAGACAUCUUUAUUUUAGUUGUGUUCUAGCCUAGCUAGUGCACGAGUUCCUGCACCCGGAGGUAUCUGGCCUUGAGGGUACAGAGGGGCAGUCGCAGUUAGCAGAAGGACUAUCGGUUCUCCGGCAUCGCUGGGGAUCGCGCAGUCUUAGUGAGCAGAGGGAUAAUCGGUUCUCCGGCAUCGCUGGGGAUCGCGCAUAACCUGCAUCAUACUUUACCGGCAGUGUCUGGUUGAGUGGAGGUUAUAGCAUGUCUGACUCCGGCUCGGCAACAGAUAGUCCCAAACGAGGGAGGAGGGAGGUUUUGGAGAAGAAGGCCCGGGUGAUACAGGAGGUGGAGGUAGCCAACUCCGAAGGCAAACUCCUGUAUGGCACGGCAAGGGAGCUAGUGCAUGCCCUGGGACAGGUUCACUCCUCAAGGUUGCCACAGGAGAAGAUUCAAGAGCUCAUCAAGUGGCAAUAUGAUAUUGCGGUUAAGCAGCGCAAGAAUCGUUUUGUUUCUGAGCUCCGGUACCAUGCAGAUGUAAUCUGCUCGAAAGAAUUCGUGGCGAAGGCGUUCGGCAAAGCUGCGGCCAAGAAAACUUGUCUAGGAGUGUCGCUGAAUGCUCGUCAAAGAGGAGGUACGGUACGGAAGACAACUGGACGACCGAAGAUUUUUUCGGGAUUACAGUCCGGAUUUCCGGCUCUACCGGCCACAGCUUCGAGGGUCCCGGCAACUGUGUCGCUGGGAGCAAUCAAGGUGGAAGAGGCUUCCGGAGACGACGAAGAGCUGCCCAUGGAGACCGAAGUGCUUUCGGUUAUAGCGCCAGAAGAAGAUCAAUCAACUUCUUCUUUCUUCGCGGCGUUGGAUGAAGUGGGAGAGUUCUACGUCGUUGAUGAUGUGGGGCAGUGCGAAGAUACCCCACUGAUCAAGGAAGGACGUGCUCCGGUGGAGGGGACUCCGAUUUCGGUUGGAGCCUCUAAUGCUGGGGUAGCUAGGGUCCCGGUCGAGGCUGGGAACCUGGCACCAUUGGUAAUUCCUACCCAGGUGUUUACCAAUAGUUCCUAUGGUGUGAGGGAGCCACGGAAAAGAAGUUAUCCGAUGAGGGAGGAACCAGCCGAAUCGACACCAGUCGUGCCAGAGUGUGUGCCGGUGUGGAAAAUCCUGAAACCCUCAGUCUGGACUAGACUGGGUAGCCGCAUGGAAGAGCCCAUGAAAAAGAAACGAACGUCCCGUUGUCCGUUAAUGGGAUGUACGUCAGAUUCUCGCCAUCUAAGCAGACACGUCUACCAGAGGCACCUUCCUGAGCGAUUCCAGCUAGGCAAUUUGGCGAAUCCGGCUUGGCAGGUAGCUCGGUUGCGAGGGCUUAGAUGGCUCGCUCUACAACUCGUCGGAGAUGAUCGGCUUGGUACCCUGCUAGAUUUUGCCCAGAAGAAUGACUUAGGCAUCAACGCGGAGGUGUCUCUAUCUGAUGUAGAUAGACAGUGGUUGUCCGAGUUUGCUCGUCAAUCAGGAUGGCCGGAAGUGGAUUUCGACAUCCAACGUCUAAACUCGCAGGCUCUUCUUGCUCAUUGGCGUGUCCUUGUCGGUCUACUGAAACAUAUUCCAAGGGAUCGGCAAGUGUACUUCUUCAACCUGGACAGUCAGCGUACCUCUAGUACCGUCCCGGCUGCGGCUGGGUUACAUGUUCAAGUCCCUGAAGUGGAGCAUCCAAGUACCCCGACACCCCCGGUUGUGGCAGUGACGGAACCUGUAAGACGUGGAACGGCUCAUGCUGCGGCUGGGUUACAUGUUCAAAUCCCUGAAGUGGAGCAUCCAAGUACCCCGACACCCCCGGUUGGGGCAGUGACGGACCCUGUAGGACGUGGAACGGCUCAUGCUGUUUCUAAUAUACUGAACACGUCUGUUAGGGAGUAUCUGGCAGUGUCCGGACAGGCAAACCUCUCGUUGGCUAGGGGGAGUACAUCCCAAGCGUCAGGACGACCAGUAACGACCAGGAUUUCGGCCUUCGAUUCUCAUUUUCACCUGGACCGGUCUCUAGUGAAGUUGGGUAUGCCGUAUUACUCAGAUAUCCGGACCAUUCUGGAUGCAGAUGUGGGGAUCAGACCCCAAGUUGAAGUGGAUGUGGUAGGAGGUGUCCUGAUCUAUUGUGACCCCGAGACCUACCCGACAUCCUUCCCGGCUCAGGCUGGGUUUGGUGUCGCGGUGGGAUUACAUCCCCGGAAAGCGGCAAGAUUCAACCCUGAGCUCUACCGUCAUUUAAAACAACUCCUGAGGAAUGAACGAGUAGUGGCAUUGGGAGAAGUUGGGUUGGAUCGAACCGAGCCAGCAGAUACUUGGGGGCUACAGGAGGAAGUUCUCACAAGGAUAUUAGAAUUGUCAUCCCCUUGUCAACCAAUCAUCCUUCAUAUCCGGGAUGGGGAGGAUCGGCAGUCCGGAGUGCUCUAUCUGAUGUGUCUGGAAUUAUUAAAGCCCAAUGUUGCUCGGACGCAGAAAGUGGUGCUGCAUUGUUUCACCGGCGCGCAAGAGGUAGUGAUCAGGUGGUGUAAGGCAUUCCCAAACUGUUUCUUUAGUUAUUCAGGACAAGCCCGGCUUUUCACGGAGGCGCAGAAACAGGCAGUCCGGAGGGUCCCGGCGAACAGGCUGUUGAUCGAAACUGACUCGCCAUACUUUCGACCAGCUGGGGCUCGGAUGUGCACUCCAUCCUUUUUAGGGGACGUCGCCAACGUGAUUGCGUCAUAUCGGGAUAGUGAGGUCCGGGAUGUGUGUCAGCUCACUUUGAGGAAUUCCACUCAACUGUUUGGGCUAUAAAUAGCAUAAUGUAAUAUGACAUUCGUGUGGCCAAUUAUUGAAUUUUGAAUAUAGAGUUUUAAUAUUUUAAUGUUUAGGACACUAAUUUUAACAGAAAGGAAACACAACUGAAGUGUAUAGACAAUGAAUGGAAGUGAAAGUUUGGAAAAACUCCGUUGUUAAUUAUAAGUUUAAAGAAAAACUAUAUGCUGGGCACAAUUUACUCCUCUAGUCUGUUCUAGUGGACAAUUAAUGGAGCACUGCAGAAUUGAAUACAAAAUAAAGUAUCAUCAGGGCCCGGAACUUUAGUGUAGGCCAAAUUUUUGAUGAAGUAACAAGUUACCAAGACUGAAAAAGGACUCUAUGUCUCUUUCCCGUUGGAUAAAAUGGGGAGGAGUGUGGUAAAUUUACUGGUGUGUAACCGGAACAGUACGGCAGAGACUAAUCGAUUGACCGGAAACGAAUGCAGAUAAUCAGUAGUCAUACUGUAGCCUUACAUCUGGACGGACGUCUACUUUUGAAUCUGUGUUCAUCUUGUGUAUUUGUGUCUCCAAACCUGUCCUGAGGGAUCUUGGAACAGAGACAUCUUUAUUUUAGGUUUCUUGAGUACGUAGCGCUGGACACCAUAAGCAACACAUACUGCAAGAACCUCUUGGGCGCGGGCAGCGUGUUCACGACAAACAUCUGCGCAGGCGCAACGCACACCGGCGGCACGGGCCACUGCUCGGGCGACUCCGGUGGCCCAUUGGUGUGCAACAAACGUGGCGUCUGGGAGCUGGCCGGAAUCACGAGCUGGGUCGACGGGGAGUGCUCGAAGCCCAUGAGCCCGGGGGUGUACACGUGCGUGACGUCAUACCUCACCUGGAUCCAGCAGCAUAUGAACGCACAAAGAGUAAUUGUUGGACGUGUCUGGCAAAAUAAUUGAAAUAAAAAGAUUAUAAAUAAAA